This is a messenger RNA of Labeo rohita (rohu), 1853 nucleotides long. It is a transcript of the gene slc35f2, whose product is annotated as solute carrier family 35 member F2. The record is from RefSeq and is a predicted model, not a curated record. Gene Ontology annotation, biological process: transmembrane transport. Lineage: Eukaryota; Metazoa; Chordata; Actinopteri; Cypriniformes; Cyprinidae. Gene Ontology annotation, cellular component: membrane. The transcript has 9 exons. Gene Ontology annotation, molecular function: transmembrane transporter activity. Bases 131 to 1324 code for a protein of 397 amino acids.
GCGGGGCUUUAAGUACACUGAAAGCGUUUAUUAUUCCUCGCUUUCAUUGAAAGAUGAUAGUGCGGAUGGAUUUUAGCUGAUCACUACGGACAUGACGGAUCAAUUAUAUUCAGGUCUCUGUGUGUAAAACAUGGAUCGUGAGGCGGGCGAGAACUCCUUUGAACAUGGAAGUUUGGGAACUCUCAGUCGCUGGGGGAGAUUUCUUUGCGGUCCACGGAAUCUCACCUUUAAAGAUGUGUUUACAUGGCAGCUCUGCAAAACUAUUGCAAUGGGUCAAGCCCUGUCGAUGCUGAUAUGUGGAACGGCGGUUACGUGUCAGUAUUUGGCAGAUGCUGGGGUGGAAACACCAAUGCUGCAAAGCUUUCUCAAUUACACCUUGCUGCUGCUCACCUAUACUUUAGUGUUAGCCUUCAGAAGAGGUGAAAAUAACAUUGUUAAAAUUCUAAAAACAAAGUGGUGGAAGUAUUUUCUGAUGGCUCUUACGGAUGUGGAAGCCAAUUACACAGUUGUGAAGGCAUACCAGUUCACUACCCUCACAAGUAUACAGCUGCUGGACUGCUUUGUGAUCCCGGUUCUGAUGGUGCUCUCAUGGAUCUUCUUGAAAACUCGCUACAGACCAUUGCAUUUUAUAGCUGUGGCUGUGUGCUUACUUGGAGUUGGUGCAAUGGUGGGAGCAGAUCUGCUGGCAGGGAGAGACCAAGGCUCAAGUAGUCAUGUGUUGUUGGGGGAUGGACUGGUGCUAGUCAGUGCUGCUCUGUACGCAGUGUCUAACGUCUGUCAGGAAUACACAGUGAAAAACCUGAGCAGGGUGGAGUUCUUGGGCAUGAUGGGACUCUUUGGGACACUCAUCAGUGGUGUGCAGAUGGCUAUACUUGAAUCCAAAGCUAUACCUGCCAUCAGUUGGAACUGGACAAACUGCCUGCUCUUUGUUGCAUAUACUCUGUGCAUGUACGGGCUGUACAGUUUCAUGCCUAUAGUGGUAAAGAUGACCAGUGCCACAGCUGUGAACCUCUCACUGCUGACUGCCGACCUCUUCAGUCUCUUCUGUGGCAUCUUCCUAUUUCACUACAAUUUCUCAGGCCUGUACAUUGUGUCUUUUGUGGUCAUCACGCUUGGUUUCAUCAUGUUCAACAUCGUACCGACCCACACAGCAGAUCAGUUGUAUUCUACUAAUGACAGAGCGUAUCAUCUUGCUUCAUCUACGGAUGUCCAACAAGAUGGAGACGUUGUAGUAGACUGGCUGCAAAAGGAAGGACAAGUGAAUCAGGACAGGAUAGGAUCCAGUCACAGAGCACAUUGCAACGGGUUCUGUUCCCAGAUAUAAAGCUCUACAAUGUAGAGUACAGUACUGAAUUUUACAUAUUUGCCUUAGAAGGGUCUAUAUUUUUGCCAAAGGCAGUGUUUAAUCUGUUAUUUAUGGAUUUUAAAUCCACUUUAGUGUGCCUUGAGUCUCUCUCUUUUUUUUUUUUUUUUAAAUUUACACCAGUUUGCAUAUAAAUGUUAUUUAAAUAUGCUGAGACUGAAGGUCAGACACACACACAAAAAAACUGUCAUCAUGCACUAAAAUGAUCUGUACAUUACUAACAUCUCUAAGAGGUGCUAACAUCUAAAUUCCACAUAAGAUGCUGCUUCCAGUAUGAUUACUUUUAUUAACAUUCUUUAUCUAACACUUGUGUGUUAUUUUUAUGAGUUACGAAAUGGCUACAAAACUGUAGAUCAAACAUAACUUUAGAUGAAAUGGAUUUAUUCUGCUUUUCAUAGUCAACUUGUUACAUGUAUUAUUAGUACUGAAUGUUUUUAUAUGUUUGUUUCUGUUUUAUGUAUUAACAUUUGAGAAUUGUUUAUUUUUGACC